Messenger RNA from Hylaeus volcanicus, 2383 nucleotides. RefSeq lists its product as uncharacterized. The transcript has 10 exons. Lineage: Eukaryota; Metazoa; Arthropoda; Insecta; Hymenoptera; Colletidae. Gene Ontology annotation, biological process: detection of chemical stimulus involved in sensory perception of smell; sensory perception of smell. Gene Ontology annotation, cellular component: plasma membrane. Gene Ontology annotation, molecular function: odorant binding; olfactory receptor activity. The coding region runs from base 1 to 2142 and encodes 713 amino acids. The record is from RefSeq and is a predicted model, not a curated record.
AUGCAUAUAUUACGGUAUAUGUUAACGUAUAUGAGCGUGUGCGGUUGCUGGCGACCGCUUUCCUGGACGUCCGGACCCAAAAAGUUUCUCUACACCGCGUACAUGGUCUUUUUGUUCCUGGUGAUACACAGCUUCUUGUUAUCUCUAAUCUUGGAUUUAGUUUUAACCGUUGACAAUCCAGAAGAUUUCAGCGAUAAUUUCUAUCUGACAGCGGAGGUAUUUGUCUCAAGCUGGAAAAUGCGCAGCUUGAUAAGGUACCGUGGGAAAUUUGCGAUUAUAAUGAACAACCUCGAGGAGGAAUCCAUGUUGCCGAGGAACGCGGACGAGGCCGAGAUUAGGAAGAAAUUCGACAACGUCGCGCAAUUACCCUGUACACAAGAAGAAUACUCUACAAAGUGUAUUUUCAGAAAGAACCUGAUAGCCUACAUACUUUCACUAACGUUCUGUGCAACGUGCAUGGUUGCGACCUCGAUCGGUUCCGACUUCAAAACGAGACAGCUAACGUACCGUUCGUGGAUACCCUACGAUUACUCUUCAUUACUUUUGUUCACUGUCACGUACAUUUAUCAAGCUACAAGUUUAAGCGUCUGCUCGUUUUAUAACAUUGGCGCCGAUUCUCUGUUCAGCAGUCUCUUGAUUCACAUAUACUGUCAAUUCGAGAUUCUUGGACAUCGUCUGAAAUCCAUCACAAAAGAGGGGAAAGUUUCGGCGAAGCUCUGUGCUAAUCAUCAUAAUCAGAUAUACCAACUCGCCACGAAGGUGAACGAGGAGUACAAAAUGAUAAUAUUAAUUCAAUUCCUGACGAGCACGUCGAUUUUGUGCAUCGAACUUUAUCAACUGACCCAAAGAGAAGUGGAUUCGAAGUAUAUAGUGUCGGUAGUCUACACGAGCUGCGCGCUUAUGCAGUUAUUGUACUACUGUUGGUAUGGGAACGAAGUCCAACUGAAGAGUCUCGAAGUUUCUGAUAUGGUAAUGGAAUGCAACUUGGAGUCUUUGGAUAACAACUCUAAGAAGAUUCUUCUAAUGAUUAUGAAGCGUGCCAUGGACCCUGUCGAAUUCACGAGCCUUUAUAUUGUGAAUGUGAAUCUCGCGUCCUUUAUGGCUUUGCUCAAGUUAUCUUACUCGGCGUUUAAUUUGCUAAAACAGGACAAAGAAUACCUCGUGGUAACUCAAAUUUUAGACAUAAUGUUUAACGUCAACAGCCAGCAAGAUUUCAGCGAUAAUUUCUACAUGACGGCGGGGGUCUUCAUAACGUGUUUCAAAUUGUGUAAUUUGCUGACGAGUCGCGAGAAUUAUGCGAUUUUGAUCGGGUCCCUGCAAAAGGAACCUUUCACGCCAAAGAACGACGAUGAAAUUGAAAUUCAGACGAGGUUCGACAAAUGGGCACAAUGGAAUGCUAUUGUCUACACGACAAUGAUUGAUUCGUGCCUAGUAUGCCUGCUCACGGGGUCGAUCUUCACGGGUUACAGAAAUCGGAAACUAAUGUACCGAGUCUGGCUGCCCUACAACUAUUCCUCUUCCAUUUUAUUUACUAUUACUUACGCUCAUCAAGCUGCUGGUAUGUCCAUAUGCGCGCUUGUCAACUCUGCCUACGACACUCUAUUCAGUGGCCUAUUGAUUCAUACGUACUGCAUCUUCGAGAUACUUGGAUACCGUCUGAAAAAUAUUAUAAAAUAUGGAGACAAUUCGGCGAAGCAGUGCGCUCGUCUUCACAAUUAUAUAUACAAAUUUGCCACGAUGGCGAACAAGGAAUUUAAAACAGUGGUACUUGCUCAGUUUAUGAUGAGCAUGUUUUUGCUUUGCUUCGACCUUUAUCAGUUAACGCAAAACGAGAUGCAAUCGGAUUUUGUGUCGCUCGUGUUGUACACGUUCUGCACGAUUAUGCAAAUAUUGUACUACUGUUGGUAUGGGAACGAAGUCAAAGUAAAGAGUCUCGAAAUUCCUGAGAUGAUAAUCGAAAGCAACUGGACGUCUUUGAGCAACGAUGAUAAGAAGAUUCUCUUAAUGAUUAUGAGACGAGCGAGGGUGCCUAUCCAAUUUUCCAGCGUAAAACUCGUCACUGUGGAUCUAAAUUCUUUUAAAACCAUAGUGAAAACGUCUUACUCUGCGUUGAAUGUGCUGCGAAACGGUAAAGCGGACUAGAAGACGCGUCUCGUAUUUUUUUAACAUUUAUCUAUCCCUCCGAGUGUAUGUACCUUUUGAACAAUUCAAAACAUACGAGAAAUGUGUACGAAUGGUAAUACAUUUUAUAAACAGUUGUUAACCCUUCGACAUUGAAGAAAAAUAACCUGCCUCUAUAACGUCUCUCAACGACUACUUUCCCUUUCGCAAUAAAAAAUUACCUUUUAAAAAUUGAUUAUCCAUUUAAUAUUCACAAUUCCUG